Messenger RNA from Paramuricea clavata, 4913 nucleotides. The record is from the annotation of a GenBank genome assembly. NCBI's taxonomy places the organism in Eukaryota, Metazoa, Cnidaria, Anthozoa, Malacalcyonacea, Plexauridae.
CUGGAUCCAGCCCCCAUGGCAUGCACUAUUCAGUAAUAGUUUUGAGAUCAGUGCGAGUGGCUUCCCCUGCGCGCGCCAAACCGCGAAACUAUAACAACAGCCGUCAAUGUUUACACGAAAGUUACAUUUGUUACAAAAUGGCUUGAAAGAUGUUUUCUUUUUGGUCGAAUGAUGAAGACGAAAACAGCGAGAAUAGCAACGAAAGCGACGGAGAAAAAGACAAAAGUAAGCCGUUGUUUUGUGGUCUUUUAAAACCCGUGUUCUUGUUUAAAUCCUCUUUCUGCUUUAGCUGGAAAACCAGAGCGAUUUCGCUAUGUGGAUAAGAAAGACGACCGGAAGACCAAUUCCAGUCCAUUUUCGGACGGUGUUUUUCAAAACAAUCGUAGCGUAAAGGCGUUCAAAGAAAAACGAAAGCAAAUGGACGGUAAGAGUACUUUAACUUUCAAAAUGUGUUUUAAAAUGGGGUCUUUAACUUUUUAAUUACAAGCGUUUUCUAACGUGUUUAUUUUGUGAAAAUUUUUAAUCUGUGAAGAUAUGUUGACAGACGUUUGGAGUGUUAGGAAAGAUGUGCGUGUUAAUAAUGCCGUAAAAGCGUCAGACGUUGGCCAGAAAUCGUAUUAUUCAAGACACGGUGGCGUUUCAGGUAAAUUUGCAGAGAUAUAAAAUUAUUAAAGCGUGACUUUCAUUUUUUUUUAUCAUAGCAAUUAAAUGUCAAUUUUUAAAAAUAGGUUAGAGUAAAUCUCUUGAUAAUUUGUUGUUUAAUAGCACUCUGUGUCGUUAGCGAGAUUGGUAAAGCUUUAUAGUUUAAUAGAUUCGAUGCUGACUUACUGUAUUGUUUGAAGAUAAUUUAACCUUUUAAGUGGCAAUGCUUCUGAUGCAUUUUACUCUGUCUAAUGCCAGAUGAUUUUACUUGUCAAGGGGAGAGUGUUGCCACUCAAUGGGUUAACAUUAAAAUAUUGAUACAAUCAUGUAACAGCCUGGCCAACCUGGUGAUAAUUUAGGUCCAAACCAAGAUCCAUUGUCUGUUGGUAGUAGUGGUGCUAUCAGGGGGGAGGAAGAAACAAGGGGGGGGGGGCUUUUUCAGAGUGUAUUUUUAGAUUCAUAUAAUUUAUCCCUUCCGAAAAGUAAAGAAAUCACUUCGCCGAAAUCACUGAAAAUGAGGCUCUAUAGCCAAGGUGACUUACUAUCCAAUUCAAUGAAUUGAUUGAACACAUUAUUAAGACAUUUACAUUUUCCUUCAAGUGCCUCCGCAAUCCAGGAAAUACCAGUAUAAAAUACUUUCAUCUAUUAUAUGGUAUUAUGUUCCAUUUGUACAGGACAGCAUGCAGAAACAAACCAUGCUAAAGACACUUCAGGUGGUAGUAAAACAAUGACUAAGACGUGGAGUGUUCCCAGACAAGGAUAUUCAUACUCGGACAAUACAGCUCUAAAUCAAGUUGAUGUAUUGGGUGGUAAUAAUGCACCUGACAUACUAGGUGAUAAUGUAAAGAAUCCUGGUAGCCUGCAAGCAGGCUUUGGCUUACCUUCGGAGAUCCAUGAUCCAGAUGUACACAGACAGAAUAUUGUCAAUUCCCUGAAACAUGGUGUAGCUGGUUAGUAUGUAUAACUUGAGUUGAGUUUUCCAAAAUCUCACAUCUUGUAGCAAGUCAGCCAAGUUGUGUUCACACUGCUUGUCCCAAGUUGUCAACAAGUUUGGAACAAGCUGUUAACAACUUGUAACAACCUUGUUGAUAUUAUCAAACUUGUUGCAAGGUUGUUCCAACAAGUCCGACACAGUCAUGAUAUAACAAUAUUGUUACAACCUUGUGUGGUCAACCUUGUAACAUUCUUGUCAUAUCAUAUCUGUAUCAGACUUGUUAGAACAACCUUGUAACAAGUCUGAUAAUGCCAUCAUGCUCGUUCCAAACCUGUUACAAUAACUAGGAAGUAGGAACAAGCAGUUCAAACACAGCUUGUCGAGCGUUUUUAUAUGUGUACUUUGUUGCAUUACUCUAGCUAAUGCCAGACGACUUUAUGUUCAGAAGUUUUCAGAGUAUCUUAUUCUCUUCUCAAGGUCAUGUAACAAAGCGAGAACUGUCAGCGCGGACAAAAAGAGCACAAAAGUUCAACAAUGCUUACCAACGUUCAACUGGGAUGGGAAUGUACACGCCUCAUGUGAGCAAAACAUCAGAUCAGCAUAAGCACUGGAACAGUUGACACAUGCUUGUGGAGUAGUCAAUGGAGUAGUCAAUGGAAUGGCCAGAAAAUGCUAGAGGGAUAUCUGCUGCGGUUGCUGGAUAGAUGGCACAUCAGUGGUAGUAGUGGUAGUUAGACAUGGUAGAAAACUUGGUAGCAUAGCUAGUAAUAAUUAGCUGUAAAGUACAUUGUUAGUACAACAUUGGUAAAGUUGACUGUGACUGCUUAUAUAAGACAAAGGCUUGUGUCUGAUAACACCAGGGAGCUUACCCUUGAAGGGUAUCAACACAGUGAGAUUCAUCUUACAUCACAAGAGACAUGACUAAUUAAAAUCUUACGUUUCUAACGUCGUCCAGGCUGUGUUGACAACGACAAGAUACAUAUUUUCACAUCUCUUGAACAAUGAUAGCAUUUCAAUUUCCAUUCAAGCCAUGACAGGUAGUUUUCCUAAAACAUUAACAGAGUUAAUUAAAAUUGUUCUGCCCUUGUAAAGCCCUGCUGGUAACCACCUCAAACUGUAUUAAAUUCAUACAGUGAAUAUACAGGGCAAGAUUCCCAUUCAAUCAUAUUUCAUUCCUUUGUCAAAGAGUUUGUCUCGUUUAUAAGUAAACUUCCUGCUACAUAUCUCUAGAACAUACUUCCGCUGGGCCACCUUAAUACCCUUGUCUCAUUCCACAGUUUAUAAGCCAUGGCGUGGUUCGUGUCUAAACUACCCUAAUUAAAACAUUCGGAUCAAGACGUCGAAGUUUUUUAAUCGUUUUCGGGCAGUUCAGAGACAAACCACGGCAGCUUAUGUCAUGUUAUAAAGAAAACGUCUUAUAGAGUAUAGACAGCCCUAGAUUUCGUCGAUUUGUACUGUAUUCUCGAAUUUAAUAGCUGGCCUGUACUGUAGACAAUAAAACUUUGACGCAGUGUAAAGUCUGAAAUUCUGAAUUAAAUGAAGAUUUUACGGUACAACUUUAGAAUACCAGCCACAAAAAUUGAACUCAGUAUAUGCAUGGCUACUAAUGCUGAAGGUUAGAGAGGGUGUGGGUAAGGGAACCGACCAAUUAGCCUUUUCCCAAAAGAGAUCACAAUGCAUUCUGGGAUCGUUUGGAGGGACAAAAUAUAUGGUGACAGGCGUCAAAUAGGUGAAAAAGUAGAAGUAUCUACUAUCAAAUAUCAACUUUUUAGACGACCAAAAAUGAAAUAUCACCUUUUUACAUUAAACAUUUAAUUUAAAUGUGUACUGCCAUACCCAGGACGUUGGGAAAUGGCUAAUUGUGAUUUUUUCUUUCUUUAACACUGAAACACCGUCCAAGGCAGUGCACACGAGAAGACCGAACAAGGAUUAGCACACGUGUACCAUGGUUCAAGGCAAUGCUGAAAGCUAGAUAAGGGGUGGAUGUCGGUCAGGGAACGCCACGAAAUCACGUAGUCAGGUAGACAUGCGACUAGUCACGUAGCCACGAAAUCAGGUAGCCAUGCACGUAGUCAGGUAGCCAUAUGGACCAGGUAGCCCGUAGUCACGAAAUCAGGUAGCCAGUACCAGCCACGUGGUCACGUAGCCACCUAGUCAAGUAGCCAUGUAAUCAUAGUCUUCGGUUCAUAUGACGUCACAAAAGUGACGAGGGGUCAACUCUAAAACAAAACACAGUUAUCAGAGUCGUUUGUUUUAUGUAUUAGCCUUGUGUUUGGUGGCAAAUACAUGGAAUUUCGUAUCAUUUUCUCACUCCAGUACAGCAUAAGCAUCAAUACAUUUGAGGCUGACCUCCCAUCAGAUUCACUGCAUAAGGCCGUAGUGAAACCCAAGAAUAGCCGCGUAGCCAUCAGUAGCCACGGGUUAAAAAGUGUGUUUAUAUAAAGUGGCUGGGUACUCUGAAGUUAGUCCGAGUUCAUUACCUGAGUUCAUAUUCAUCUGUGUGGUAUGUAGCUCAGCAUGUAGGCCUUGACGAUUACGCGUGAUCUUUGGGAUUUCAGGAUUGCGUAUACGUCCAAAGGGCAAAGGCAAUUAUCAAUAUUAUGAAUCGGGAACAACACAUCUUGGAUAUAAAUGAAUGGAACGUCUUUAUCAUCACUACCCAAUAACUAUAAGAAUCUAUAAGAAAAAUCUGCGGAAAAACAUAAUUACUGGCUGCAAUAGAUGCAAGUAUCUUUUUCAAAAUACCCAAUAAGGCAAUAGCUCGCAAAAUUCUUAUCAAAUUUAUGGACCAAUUAUCAAUAAUUAUCACUCAUUGAACAAUGCCUUAACAAUAGCUACAAGAAACCUAAGAAAAGUUUGCGGAAACUAACAUUGUGUAAACCAAAAUGCAAGUUUCUUUUACAAAAUACUGAAUGGUUAAAUUUAAUUAUGGACGAACGGAUAUUAAAAAAGACACCCACUCAUGGUCAUUUUAAUUUUGCUACAAAUGGUUCUCAACUCCAAAUGUAUUGAGACCAUUUUGACACUUUACACAUUUGUGUAGGUGAGCGCGCGUGAUCAUGACGAUGUUAAAUGUUUGCACAUGCAGAAGGAAUUUUACACGGAUAAGUUUGAAUGAUUGUAAGAAAUUUUUGAGGGAAAUGACUCGUUGUUUAACAUUGAGUCAGUUCAAUUAAACAUUUCUUCCAAAUCCUUCAAAACUUAGAAUUUACCUAAACUUUGAUAUUGUAAACUAAGGCUUUUGUCACUUUGGGCGCUUUCCAUCAACACGGCCAGAGAUAUUGAUACAGAGAUAAAAAUUCGGGUCUGAGUGACCGGUCAGGCCAUUAAAUGGAAA